Bombyx mandarina (wild silkworm) is the source of this 1883-nucleotide messenger RNA. RefSeq lists its product as uncharacterized. NCBI's taxonomy places the organism in Eukaryota, Metazoa, Arthropoda, Insecta, Lepidoptera, Bombycidae. The record is from RefSeq and is a predicted model, not a curated record.
AGUAAAGUCAGGAAAGCUGACCACACCACCAUGUGGGAUAAAUAGCUGGGAAGAGAGAGAAUCAGCCAUUGUCGCUACAGGUGGUCAUUGCACUUAAUAAAAAUCAAGCCCACCACGAUCUAUUGGGAACGAACAUUAGGAAUGGGGCCUAAAUUAAUCAUAAUUCAAAUUAAAGGAUUUUUAAAUAACAGAAGAUAACCGAUUCUGACAAACGCAACUGUGGUUAAUAUCCUGUUACCUGUUGGGCAACCGAUCUGUUAUUUUAGUUCAGUUGCAAUUGACGAACCUAAAUGUUAAAAUAACGAAAAGUAAUUUUCUCCAAAAUGUCAACAAAGCCAGAAAAUGUAAUGCACUAAAAUUAUAUGUCGAUGUAGAUCAGUGUCGUUAACAUUAAGAUCAUUAAUUAUCGAUAGAAACACGUAAUUUAUGUAAAAAUUUGCCAAUGCAAAUCUUAUAGCGUCAGCUGCCUUGAUACGAUUUAAAGACUUCCCCAUCAAAUCAUCCCAGAAACCGGAUAAGUCCUUCUUGUGCCAUACUGACAAAUUGGGGUAUGAAGGAUCGGUUCGAAAAAAGAAUAGGUCAAGGAGAUCUAUCUUAUAAAAUCAAUUAUCGAUUCUUUGAUAGGUCCCUACUGUCUGUCUAGUCUGUGGUCUAUGCCACUGACGCAAAUUGUAAACAAAUAUAAUUCCUUUAUUUUGUUUGUUUACCAACUAUUUCACAAAUAACUUAUACUUAUGUAAAAUUUUAAUUACUUAUAUUUAACAAACGGUAAACAUAUUAAAUUGAAUUUAAUCAUGGUCAAUCAGGAAGUACUUCGAGACUACUCAAGUUCAAUCAAAAACUUAAAAAGGGAAGCCGCUAACGCUGGUAUUAGUGAAGAAGAUUUCAAGAAAUUGUAUUUUGAAUCUCUCAAAACACUAGAAAAAAGUGAACGUCCCAGUUCAUUGACAAUUGUUAGAAACAAUAAACUUAAAAUAAUUAGCGUACUACUUUUGGUAUUUGCUUUAUUCAACUUCAAAUAUGUGUAUAGCAGUUUUGUGUGCAACUUACAAGAAUACAUAUAUCCAGGACUAAGGUUACUGAGAAAGAUCUCAAUACCAUUUAUUUCUUUGUUCCCUGCUUUAUCAGAAUACUACUAUGAAACUUGUUUAUUACAAAACCCAUUCUUCACUGUUGUCGAUAUGGAUUGUUGGCCAUGUAGUUCUAUCACUAAUAUUCAAGAGAUCUUUGACCCAAAACCAGUCACUAAACAGCACAUUGCUCCAUUUGUUUACCAGACUAGUCAAGAAAGAAUUUCAAUAAGUCUGCUUAAAAGUCUCUAUGAAAAAAAUAAAGAUAUUUUUGCUAAUGCAUCUCCAAAGAUUUUAUUAAAUAACAAGUUCUAUAUACAACCAGAAGAUAUGUUUGAUCUACAUGCAAAAGGGGAAAAAAAUAUUUAUGUGUGGAAAUUCAAUCGGAUGAAUGAAGCAAAAGUGUUACGACAACUUAUACCCCGACCGACAGUAGUACCGAAAUUUGGACAGAGCAUAGAGAGAUAUUUAAUAAUACAUACUAAUCAAGACUCAUAUAAAUUACCAGAUACUGAAUGUAAUUUCUCAUUCGUACUAUCAUUGAGUGGUGCAAGGACACUCUAUUUAAUACCAGCUGAAGAAUGCAAACAUCAAUGCAGGCAUUUGUCAAUUGAUUUAAAAGAAGGUUAUUUACUAUGGUACAAUUGGUGGUACUGGAGACCAAAAAUACAACCUACAGUUGACAAUACUACUUUCUUUGGCCAUAUAGGCUCAUAUUGCUAAUAAUAACAUUAAUGACUAAACCAAACCAACAUUUUGUGGAAUGUAAAGCAUGGCAAUACAUAAAUAAAAUAAAUAUCUUAGUCAAACUUU